AGCGUAUCAUUUAAGUCUACAGACAUGUCGCCGUUCACUAAAACUCAUCACUACCACCCAUGAACAACAAAAAAAUGGAGAGCGAAGGAUUUUGAGAUGAGGUCUUUCAUUAUCGGACUUGCGUGCUCGAUGCACUCAAAGACGUAAUUGCUGCACAGCUAGCGCAACCAUGUGUCGGGAUCAAUAAAAACGCUGAAACGGGUCGUCAAGAUAACCAGGUCAGAGACCACUUCUUAUUGCCUUUACUUUCCCUACCCUCGUUCGCCGGUGUCGAGUGAUCCCAAAGGUCAACUCAAUUCGUAACAAGACAGAAACGCUCAUCAACCAACGACGGCCAUGGCAUCCAUUAAGGUCCCUAGAGUUGCCGUUAUCGGGGCCGGGCCAGCAGGCGCGAUUGCCACGGAUGCGCUGGUGAGAGAGCAAGCAUUCGAUGUCAUCCGCGUCUUCGACCGGCGGGACCAGAUUGGCGGGACCUGGGUCUACACGCCGCACCUCCCUGCCAGGAUUCCGUCGCUGCGGGACCUGCUGGACGGCAACGCAGAUGUCGCAGUCCCCAUCCCUCCCGCUCUGCCGGCGGAGACGCCAAAGUCGGAGGCCAUCAAUAGCCACCAGGUGCGGUUCUCGGACACGGCGCAGCAUGAGCACUUGCACAGUAAUAUUAUUCCCUCCCUCAUGAGCUACACGGACCGCCCGUUCCCAGACACUCUGUCCGAGCGUGUCCUGGCUCAUUACGGCCCCGGCGCCCCGUUCCGUCAUCGUGAGCUGAUCCGUGAGUGGGUCGAGGGUAUCUUCUUACGGGAUGGCAAUGACAGGCUCCUGGAGCUGAACACGACUGUCGAGCGAGCUGAGAAGAAGGCAGGAGAAUGGGUGCUUACGCUGCGGAAGGAGACGCCGGGGAAGAACUACUGGUGGCAGGAGAGUUUCGACGCACUGGUCGUGGCCACGGGACAUUAUCAGGUUCCAUGGUUUCCAACCAUCCCAGGGCUUGUUGAAUACGACGAGCGAUUUCCUGGUCGUGUACUUCACAGUAAGCACUUUCGCGACGGGACCAAGUUCAAGGGCAAGCGCGUGCUGGUCGUUGGGGCUUCGAUCUCCUCUCACGAGAUUCUCCACGAAGCUCUUCCCCACGCACAGCAUCCGGUCUACGCCUCGAUACGAGGCGAGCCCCUCCCGGCCUUCGGCUGGGCGCCCUUCAAGCAUCCGCACAUUGCCGUCAAGAAGGAGAUUAGCCGCCUCGACCCUCAAACGGGCCGCAUUUUCUUCGCGGAUGGCACCCACGUCGACGGCGUCGACUACGUCGUGUUCGGCACGGGGUUCACCUUCAGCCUGCCGUGGUUGCCACACGUGCAGGAGAGGAUCAAGACGGCAUACCGCCGACUGCCGGGCGUGUAUCAACACACAUGGGAUAUAGAGGAUCCAACGUUGACGUUCGUUGGCAUGCUCGGCGGAGGUUUCACCUUCCGCGUAUACGAAUGGCAAGCCGUGGCGGUAGCGCGGCACCUCGCGGGGCGGGCGCGACCUCUGCCCCCGGCGGCGGAGCAGCGGGCCUGGGAGCGGGAUCGGGCGGCGCGGCUCCGGGGCGGCAAGGACUACUACUCGAUAGCGCCCGACUACGAGGCCUUCUUCGAGCUGCUGCGGGGCAUCGCCGGGGAUCCGGCCCCGGGGACGGCCGGGCGGGUGCUGCCGCCCUUUGAGCGGGCGUGGCUGGACGUGUGGGCGGGGAUGACGGCGCCCAAGAUCCGGAGGUGGGAGGUGGAGAGGGAGAAGGCUGAGAAGGAGGAGGAGCGGUUGAAGACCAAGGUGAAGGCGCGACUGUAGGCGGAAAAGGAUGACCGGAAGGUUGGUCUUGUAACUUGGACUGUGAAUCUACCUGGUCUUGCAUACGCAGCAUUAUAUGCUUUCGGUGCCAAUUGAUAGGUAUGAUGCUUUUGGCAGGGUAUCGGUUUGUCGAAACGAGGCAAGGUUGAACCCCUAUUUCCUAGCAAUAUCAAUAUCAAAAU
This is a messenger RNA of Phialemonium atrogriseum, 2000 nucleotides long. RefSeq lists its product as uncharacterized. The coding region runs from base 337 to 1818 and encodes 493 amino acids. The transcript has 4 exons. Gene Ontology annotation, molecular function: flavin adenine dinucleotide binding; NADP binding; N,N-dimethylaniline monooxygenase activity. Lineage: Eukaryota; Fungi; Ascomycota; Sordariomycetes; Cephalothecales; Cephalothecaceae. The record is from RefSeq and is a predicted model, not a curated record.